AUGAUUUAAGACUCAUUCUAGAUAGAAGAUUUAACUAAGUGUUAGAUAGAACAAGUAUUUAAAAUAAAUUGAUUAUGAAAAGGUUGAGACUUUGAUGAAGAAUUUAGAUAAGAUCAAAAGUGAAAAUUUUGUAUUCUUUCCAAAUAGUUUAAUAAUUGAAAAACAGGAAAAACAAUAUGAAUUUAAAUUUACAGAAGAAAAUGCUUCUUUAAUAGGUUAAAGAAAUUAAAAAUUACUCUAAGAUCAGAGAUAGCCAAUUCAUAAUUCCAAACAUAUUUUGUUGUUAUUAAAUAGACUUUCAAAAUUAAAGUAAAUAAAACAAUAUUUUAAGUAUCUAUUUACCCACUUUAACAUAAGAGAGUUUUUUAAUGAUUGAAGAAGAAAAACAAGAGUCUGAAAAGGUAGGUCAAAAAAAAUAAAAUUACGUAUUAAAAGGUCUUCUGUAUAAGUUUUCUUUAGAGAAAUUACAUUAAAAUACACCAGAAAUUAAAAAUAAUCAUUGCAUAUCUCCAGAAUUAAUAAAUUCUAUUCAACAUUCAUAAAAAGAUGGUAAUAACAUAAUAUUCACUGAAAAAAUGGCUAUUUUUAAUAUCGGAUGCAUAUUAUUUGAAUUUUUCACAUUACAAAAAUUAUACUAAAGAGAAAGUAGUUUUUAAGAUAAUUGUAAAUAUGCGUUAACUUCAUACAUUUUUCUUUCUGGAUUUAAGUACGAUAGCUUUUUAUUUGGAUAACUAGUAUAAAAAUGCACUCUUGAAGAAGAAACUGAAUUAAAUAGAAGGUUCACUUUUUAAGAAGCUUUAGAUUAAAUUAUUUAUAUUGAAUAAUGUGUAAAAUAUAUUGAUAAAGCUAAGUUGGAAUAAAAGUCAAUAUCAAUUCAUGACUUUUUUUCUCAAAAAUCAAGUUUAUAUGAUAAAUUAGUUGAAAGUUUACAAAUGAAAGUAAAUCAUUAAGUCACUGGAAGAUUAUAUAUUUUGUAAAAUUUAAUGAGAAUGAAAUUCAUUUACAUUUUCUUUUAGGAAGAGGAGUUGGAAUGUUUUAGAGAUUUUCUUAUAUUAAAAUUAAUAAUUUAAGAACUUUAAGAACUGAAAAAAUUUGAUUUGAUAACAAAUUAGCCUUUAAACAAAUAAAAUGAUAUUCUAAAUUUCAAAGAUUCUUUAGAUGAAAUUAAAGAAUUUUAAACUCAUUAUUCCUCUAAAUAUUAGCAAAUUUUAUUUUAAUUAAUAAAAGGAAUUGAUGAACAUAAAUAUAAUGAAAUAUCUUAAACUCAUUUUAAAAAAUAAUUUAGAUCAAGUAAGGUAUAGGAUUUUUAGAAAAAUUUCCAUGCUGAUUUAUUUUAACAAAAUAAUCCAAAAUAAGAAUUAUUUAAAUUAUGCUUAUAAAAUAUCAAUUCUAUAUUUCUGUAGGAUAAAUUAACAAUAUAUUUCAAACCAAUCUUUAUACAAUUGAUUAUUGACAAUCCUUAUAAAAUUUAUGAUAACUUAUUAUAAAUGUUAUUUGGAAAUGAGAUUUAAGAUAAUAAAAUUUAAGAAAUUAUUUAGACAAUAAAAUUGAAUUCAAAUUAAUUUUGA
Paramecium pentaurelia is the source of this 1568-nucleotide messenger RNA. Lineage: Eukaryota; Ciliophora; Oligohymenophorea; Peniculida; Parameciidae. The record is from the annotation of a GenBank genome assembly.